Messenger RNA from Planococcus citri (citrus mealybug), 753 nucleotides. RefSeq names its product speckle-type POZ protein-like. Lineage: Eukaryota; Metazoa; Arthropoda; Insecta; Hemiptera; Pseudococcidae. The record is from RefSeq and is a predicted model, not a curated record. Gene Ontology annotation, cellular component: cytoplasm. Gene Ontology annotation, molecular function: ubiquitin protein ligase binding. The transcript has a single exon. Bases 1 to 753 code for a protein of 250 amino acids. Gene Ontology annotation, biological process: proteasome-mediated ubiquitin-dependent protein catabolic process; regulation of proteolysis.
AUGCGUUGGGAAUGUUCGCAAUACAUUUCAAAGGCAGCAUUACUAGAUCCCGAUCCAAAUAACAAACUACUCAAAGAAGACACGCUAAUAGUUCUCUGUGAAUUGAAAUUCUCUUGUCUGGAUAGCCUGCCCACCAAGGUAUUUCGAGGCCAUGAAACGCAAUCGACCAUUUCUGACAAUCUUUCAAAAAGCUUAGGACGUUUAUUGCAGAGUCAAAACUUUGUUGAUGUAACAUUUUCAGUGAAUGGAAAGAAUUUUGGUGCUCACAAAUAUAUUUUAGCGGCACGUAGUCCAGUAUUUGAGGCUAUGUUCAAACUCGAUAUGCAAGAAAGUCGACUCAACGAGGUAAAUAUUUCGGAUAUCAGUUGUCAAGUAUUUGAAGAAUUUCUGCAGUACAUAUAUACUGACAAAACUCCUGAUCAAAAAGUGGUAAAGGAGUUACUCGUAGUCGCUGACAAGUAUCAAGUUGACUGCCUGAAGCUACUUUGUGAAGAAAUGAUAUUGAAGCAGUUAUCAGAAAAGAACGCGUUUGAUUUGUUAUAUUUUGCUGAUCUACAUUCUGCAGAACUAUUAAGAAAACAAGUUACAUUUUAUAUCAAGACACACCUUGCUAAUCUCAUGUCAACUCAGUCGUGGAAAAAUGCAAUUCUAACACAUCCUCACCUAUUUGAUGUUAUAAAUGGAGUGCGUGAAGUUGAGGAAUCUGUUCUAUUACCAGAACCUCCAGGUCUAAGGGUAACGGACAUGAAGUAA